Athalia rosae (coleseed sawfly) is the source of this 1089-nucleotide messenger RNA. RefSeq names its product ubiquinone biosynthesis protein COQ9, mitochondrial (gene Coq9). Gene Ontology annotation, cellular component: mitochondrial inner membrane. The coding region runs from base 146 to 997 and encodes 283 amino acids. Gene Ontology annotation, biological process: ubiquinone biosynthetic process. The transcript is spliced from 5 exons. Gene Ontology annotation, molecular function: lipid binding. The record is from RefSeq and is a predicted model, not a curated record. Lineage: Eukaryota; Metazoa; Arthropoda; Insecta; Hymenoptera; Athaliidae.
AUCACUUGCGUCGUAAUUGUACUACGCAGUAGUGCGGAAACGCUGAAGCGAAUUUCAUAUGAUUAUUGAUAAAAGUUUCAUAGGAGCGAAAAUAGAGUUAAGAAUUUGAAAACAGUGCUACGUGAAGUGGGCAGUGAAAAAAAAGAUGGCACCGUACUCUUCGUUGGUGAAUAUCUCCAGUCUUCGAAGGAUUGUUUCAAUACAAAGUUUCAGAGGCUUUUGGACUUCGAAAGCCUUGCGAAUUGAUCAAGCGCAAAAGGUUGCAGCGCAUGAUGCUGAGUCAGAAUCAUCAGCCAAUGAAAGCGAUGGGGAAUAUGAAAAGAAUAUUAAAACCAAGAUCCUUAGUGCCGCCAUGGCUUUUGUACCUGACCUUGGAUGGAGCAAGCGGGCUAUCAGCGCUGGCGCUGAAUCCAUUGGUUAUCCUGGGGUGAUUCACGGCAUGUUCCCAAAUGGCGAAGCAGAUUUAGUUCAACAUUUUUAUUCCACAUGCAACCAAAACCUCGCUCAGCAGCUUAAAGCCGAAGCACUAGCUAUCAAAGAAGAUUCUUCAAAGGCCAAGAAGUCCCCUGACCUAUACGUGAAAGAUGCUCUGGAAACAAGGCUCAGAAUGUUAGUGCCAUACAAAAAAAUUUGGCCCCAGGCUAUGGGUCUAAUGGCAUUGCCGCCAAAUGUUCCAACAGCCUUAGCAAAUUUAUUGACGCUAGUUGAUGAUAUCUGUUACUAUGCUGGAGAUAGAUCCGUGGAUUUUAACUGGUACACAAGGAGAGUAAUUUUAGCUGGAAUUUAUAAAGCUACAGAACUGUACAUGUUGCAAGACAACAGCCCUGAUCAUCAGCAAACUUGGCAGUUCUUGCAAAGGCGUAUUGAAGAUGCAGCACAGCUCCAUCGAAUCCUAUCAACCGCACCUGGCCCACCUGAUUUGAAUCAAGCAACAGAAGCAGCAACUGCUGCAUUUGUCACGGCACGAAAUAUACUCGGGCUUAAUUGGAACAGAUAGGACCUAUUCGCAUAAGUAUUAGUGGAGCUAAAAUAUGUAAUGUACAUAAAUUAUUAAAAACAGUAAUUAAAAUAUUCCUGUUGUCACACAAA